Molecule: messenger RNA, 555 nt
Organism: Paramecium tetraurelia
Lineage: Eukaryota; Ciliophora; Oligohymenophorea; Peniculida; Parameciidae
Exons: 4
Source: RefSeq, a predicted model, not a curated record
AUGAAACCAAUAUUUCGUGGUGUCUUAAUAAUGAAAUAUACAGACAAUUAAGAGGAAAUUACUCUUGAUUAACUGAAGGAAUAUCUGAAAGAGUCAGGAAAUUACAAUGAAGAAACAUUUUCUCAAAAUGUAGAUAUUUUCCAAUAGUUGAUCGAUGAUCUCAUCUAAAAUGAUUCAGAGCAAACCUAUGAGCAAUAUGGAAUCUCACCCUAAGAAUUACACUAGACAUGGUUAACUGAGAAAGAUAGAGUGUUAUCCUAUUACAUAAAAAAGAGGACCCAAGGAUAAAAAAUUGAAAAAUUUCAGUGGUCAGUUAAUAACCAAUUCUACUCAAAAAAAGCAAAAAACAUAAAUAAACCUGUUUGCAUUAUGAAUCUUAAGUCUAAAGAUGUCGUGAAUAAAACUUAUAAAUUUCAUACAUUCGAGAUAAAUGAAGAGGAUUUAAAUUAUAUAGAAGAUCAAAUGAAAAAAAUAGAGUAAACUAUAAAUGCAUUGCUUUUGUGAUGAAUCAUAAAACCAAUAUCAAUAAUCUAUAAUUAUUUAAUUUUUAUACUA